AUGCGCACAGCAAACCGCUUGGCCAUCUUGCAGGACGUGCGAAGACUGGCUCUCGUUGAGGAGGAGAUACCCACACCUGCAGAUGGAGAGGUACUGGUGCGCAUCACCCAUGCCGGGUUAUGCGGAUCGGACUUGCACUACUUUCGCCAUGGAGGCUUGGGGUCCUUCAAGACACCAAUGCCGAUGUAUAUGGGCCACGAGCCAGCUGGCGUCAUCGCAGAUGCCAACAAGUGUCCGGGCUGGGCAGUGGGAGACCGCGUAGCAGUGGUACCUAACUGCCCAUACCUUGGUUCGAAAAUGUCCAUGAAAGGAAAGCAGCACCUCUGUGAAUGCGGCACCUUCAUGGGUGCUGGGAAGACCCGGGGCUGCUUUGCGGACUUUGUGUGCGUCAGCGCAGUUCAGCUCGUGCGAGUUCCUUCGCAUGUGCCUCUCGAGUUGGCCAUGAUGACCGAGCCGCUCUCUGUGGCUAUGCAUUCGCUGAAGUUGAGUCAAACCGCGAUCUUGGACGCGGUGGAUGGCGAUGUUUGCAUCUUCGGUGCUGGUGCCAUCGGCCUGUGCCACCUGCUGUUAUUGAAGCACGUGGGAGCCCGAAGUGUGCACAUCGUGGAGCCCUUGGAAAGACGAAGGGAAGUCGCUCUCCGGCUUGGAGCCAGCAGCGCUCUCCCUAGCGAGGGCUGCGCUGCAGGGCUCAAGGCAAGACUGGGCAAAAGUGGCUGCGAGCUGGUCUUCGAUUGUGCUGGCACAGAGCAGAGCUUUCAGGCCGCCCUGCAGGUUGCUUCCAGCGCUGCUUUGGUCGUGCUCGUCGGGAUCCCGGAGGUGGACCACCUGCCCUACAAUCCGCAUGUGGCUCGCACGAAGGAGCUGACAAUCCUCAAUGUGCGCCGUGCCAACCAGACUUUGGCCACUUGCCUCGAGCUGCUCUCGACAUCAGCCCAGCUGCGGGAAGGCUGCCUCACGAUGCUAACGCACCAAAUGCCCCUUUCGAGCAUCCAGUCGGCAUUUGAGAUGGCAUCCUCAUACCAAGAUGGUGCGAUCAAGAUUGCAUUGUUCCCGGAAGUCAAAAGGCAUAGUUUGAAGCGUGUGGGCCUCAUCGGCGGGACUGCACACAGCGUGGAGUAUUUCAGGCAGCUUCAGGCAACUCAUGGGAUCGAGCUGGUCCUUGUUGCUGUGGAUGAGAUCGACUCAGCUGUGAAGUGGCCUCAUGUCGACGAGAACCGAAAAAAGCUGUCCGACCUCUGCAGCGAGCAGAAAGUGCGACAUCUGGAUUCAUUGACGGAGAUCCCGACUGGUGUGGAGGAGCUUGGCCUGGACUUGCUGAUAGAUGCCGGCUGCCAUCUGCAAGUCGAUGCGCCUCGUGCCAUCUUGUCCGAAGCAUUGGCGCCUCACGGCAUUCGCGUGACGACAGCGCUGGCACUGCCCUGCGCUUCAAUGGCGUGUGCCUUGCUCGGGGGCGGCCCCGUGGGCAUAACAAGCUUCAUUAACGAGGACACUUUGGUGGACAUCUGCGAAGUGCAAACGGAGAGCGCCUGCUCCGGAUGGGAGGCAAUAGAGACGCUAUCUGCAGCUGCUGCACGCCGUCUGCCGGGCUGGAUCCAAGCUCUGCAAACAGGUGACUAUGACAUGUCUAUGCUGGGCGUGUGGCGCUCUUCGCGAAGGUGCUGGAAAAAGCCAGGAGCCGCCGCGCCUGGCGUGCAUCCGAACGAGGGCUGGGUGUCCUGGCACUGGCGGAGCAGCUUCCUGCAACGCUUCGCGCGUUCUCAGCAACUGGAACCGCAUGCCCAAGCCACACGCCUCUGCCGGGAAGACGGCCAGGAGGUCAGAUUCACGGUGUUGCAGGUGCACCCCGUGGACACGUUCCUUACAGCCAGGGAUCGGCUGCAGCGCUUCGCAUCGGCUCUGCCCGGUGAGGUGCUUUGUGUGGAUGGAGACUGCGCGUGGGUCCGAGGUGCAGAUGCUGAAAUCCAGUGUCAGCUCUCCGACAAGCUGCGCAAAGGAGAGGUGUUACGAUCCAUCGGAGAUAGGGGUGCCCAUGGCAUUCCAAUCACCUUCUCCGGUGAGCUGUGGCUGCCAAGUCUGCCGACGAUCACUGAUGGCGUAUCAGUUUCGCGGACGCCACCUGAACGGCAUGCUGAAGGCGGUGUCGAGGCACGCUCCACACCCCGAAAUGUGCCAAUGUUCCGUUUGGACUUUGAGUCAGACUUUGUGGAUGCUUUUGCCGCCGGAGCACGAGACAUUCUUUGCAGUGGGCGGCCACUGAGCGAGAAUGUAUUCACCAGGAAGUUCGAGGCGGCUUUUUCCAAGUUGGUGCAUGCACCGUUUGCAUUGGCAACCACGUCUGGAACUGUAGCCCUGGACAUUGCCAUGCGAGCUGUUGGGGUCGCUGGCAAGGUCGCAGUUAUCCCCAGCAACACAUUUUUCGCCACUCAAGUAGCUGCCUCCAAUGCUGGGGCGGUCUUGGAAUGGGUUGAGAUUGAGCCAGAAUACAUGCAGGUUUGCCCGCGAAGCCUGGAAGCUGUGUUUAAAAGACAUGCGCCCGGGUCGAUCGCUGCCGUGGUUCUUGUGCACAUUGCCGGCAUUAUCUCUCCGCACUUCCGGAGAAUCAGAGAGCUCUGUGCCGCAAAUGGCGCGGCCUUGGUCGAGGAUGCGGCUCAUGCUCACACUGCCGUUUCGGACACAGAGCAUGCAGGGACCAUCGGAGAUGUUGCUGCCUUCUCCUUUUUUCCUACAAAGGUGAUGACAGCUGGUGAGGCGGGAAUGGUCACAACGAAAAACGAGGCUCUGUUCAAGAGGAUGCAGAGCAUCAAGGAGUUUGGGAAGGACAUCGAGGGCCCAAAGUCUCGCCUUGUACAAGUGCGUAAGGAUGCGACAAAUGGUCGUAUUUCCGAGUUUACAGGGCUACUUGGCUUCCUGGAGUGCGGUCGAGUGACGGCCAGAGUUGCACGCCGGAAUGCCUUGUUGAGGCGUUUCGCGCAAAGACUAGACGUCAGGUGCUACAGAGUUCUCCUGCAGCCAACCGGCGCCAGUGCCGCCUACAAGUGCGUCGUCUUCCUUCUCGACAAGGUGCACGGACGCAGAGAGGAGUUGCGCAGCUUCGCGCAGGAACGAGGUGUCAGUUUUACUGGCGAGGUCUAUUUCAGGCCUGUCCACCGCAUGCCUGCUUACGAGAGCGGUGAAGCAAUCCAUCUACCGAUCACCGAAGAUCUGUGUGAGAACCACGUUUGCCCACCGCUUUACCCGGAACUAAGCGACGAGGAUGUUGACUAUGUGUGCGACGUGAUGAACGCUUUCCUGCACGGUGUGCGCGCCGACAGCGAGCCAGUGCUGAAGAAGCCAAAGAUACACUUGCAAU
Symbiodinium necroappetens is the source of this 3349-nucleotide messenger RNA. Lineage: Eukaryota; Dinophyceae; Suessiales; Symbiodiniaceae. The record is from the annotation of a GenBank genome assembly.